Molecule: messenger RNA, 1131 nt
Organism: Micromonas commoda
Lineage: Eukaryota; Viridiplantae; Chlorophyta; Mamiellophyceae; Mamiellales; Mamiellaceae
Exons: 2
Coding region: 1-1128 (375 amino acids)
Cellular component (GO): cytoplasm
Molecular function (GO): cysteine synthase activity
Source: RefSeq, a predicted model, not a curated record
AUGAACCGGCAGAGGACCGUCGCGCGCAGAUCUGCGGUCGCCGCCCCCGUGCGCGCCAAGCUCUACGACAACAUCCUCGAAACCAUCGGCAACACGCCCAUCGUGAAGAUCAGCGACAGGCUCGCGCCGAAGGGCGUCGAGGUCUACGCCAAGGCUGAGUUCUUCAACCCCUGCAGCUCUGUGAAGGAUCGACUCGCGCUUGCAGUCAUCACCGACGCCGAGCAGAAGGGUCUGCUCAAGCCCGGCGAUACCGUCGUCGAGGCCACCUCCGGCAACACCGGCAUCGCGGUUGCCAUGGUCUGCGCGCAGAGAGGAUACAACUGCGUCAUCUGCAUGGCUGAGCCGUUCUCGGUGGAGCGCCGAAAGAUCAUGAGGAUGCUCGGCGCCAAGGUGAUCGUCACGCCAAAGGCUGGUAAAGGCACCGGCAUGGUCGCGAAAGCGGAAGAGCUGUGCGAGAAGCACGGAUGGUUCCUCUGCAGGCAGUUCGAGAACGACGCCAAUCCCGCCUUUCACGCAUCAACCACGGGUCCCGAAAUUCUCACUGACUUUGCUGGCAAGAGGCUCGACUACUUUGUCACCGGCUACGGCACCGGAGGCACCUUCCAGGGUGUCGGCCGCGUCGUCAAGGCGGCGAGACCCGAUACCAAGAUUGUCCUCCUCGAGCCCGAGGCGGCUUCCCUCAUCGCCUCCGGGACCAAGACUGAGAGGAAGUCGACCGGCGCUCCAAAGGGAUCGCACCCUGCUUUUGCAGCUCACCCGAUCCAGGGCUGGACCCCCGACUUCAUCCCGAAGGUGCUCGAGGAUGCACAGGCGAUGGACCUUUACGACGAGCUCGUUCCCAUCUCUGGUCCUGAGGCGAUCGAGACUGCGCAGAAGCUGGCGAGCACUCAGGGUAUCUUCACAGGUAUCUCUGGCGGCGCCUCGAUGGCAGGUGCGCUCAAGGUUGCAGCGAAGGCUCCCAAGGGCAGCGUGAUCCUCACCAUGCUUCCCGACACCUCAGAACGAUACAUGUCAACGCCCCUGUACGAGUCUAUCGCCGCAGACAUGAACGAGGAGGAACUCGAGAUCGCCAAGUCCACCCCUUCCUUCCAGCUGCUUCCCGGCGAGGAGCCCGUGCUCCAGGCGUGAUAA